Messenger RNA from Leptosia nina, 1932 nucleotides. Lineage: Eukaryota; Metazoa; Arthropoda; Insecta; Lepidoptera; Pieridae. The record is from the annotation of a GenBank genome assembly.
AUGAUUUCUUAUAGUGGACUGGAAAAAUCGGAAGUACAUUGUAACAUGAUUCGAGGAAUUAAAAUAUGGAAUUCAAAAGGGUUUACUUUAGAACCCUACAUCACAUCCCUUCAAUUGGUCAGCAAUUAUACUUCUGCAAAAGCAGCUUCCAAUGUACAACAAUUACCAAGACUUCCUGUACCUAAGCUUGAGGAUACAUUACACAAGUUUUUUAAAACUGCUCAGCCUUUUCUUAAUGACGAAGAAUAUUCUAAUACUUCUAAUCUCUUAGAAGAUUUUGCUUCGGUUGGAGGAAUUGGCCACAAGUUACAGAAUUUAUUGGAAGAUAGAGCAACUAAGCACCAAAAUUGGUUGGAAGAAUGGUGGUUGAACACUGCAUAUUUGGGUUAUCGUGAUCCAGUUGUUGUAUUCUCUAGUCCUGGCUUAGUCUUUCCAUUUCGGAAAUUUAAUAGCCAAACAGAACAGUUGCAAUAUGCAGCCAAAACCUUACUUGCUGCGUUUGACUAUAAGUCACUUAUUGAUAAUAAUGAAAUACCUGUGGAGAUGAUGGGAAAAAGUCCUUUAGAUAUGUCUCAGUAUAAAAAAAUAUUUGGUACAUGCCGUAUUCCACAACCUAACAGAGAUAAGCUAUCUUAUAAUGAUAGCAAGUAUGUAACCGUAAUCCACAAUAAUCAUUUAUUUCACCUAGAUUUGUGGGGAAAUGACGGGAAGAGACUUAGUGUUGAUCAAAUUGUUCAAGGUUUGAUAAAGAUAGUAGCGGCCUCCCCAUCUCCUGCUAAAGAUGCAGUUGGCAUCCUCACUUCUGAAAAUCGGGAUACCUGGGCUAAGGCAUAUCAACUUUUGAGUAAAGAUGCGGAAAACCGCCGUAGCUUAUUGGAUGUGGAACGAAGCGCAGCCGUGUUGUGUUUGGAUGCGCCAUGCGGCUUAUGGCGUACAAAGGAGGAAGACCAACGCUCGCUGGCUGCUGCUCACACGAUACACGGGGCUGGCUCCAACGCCAACGGUGCAAAUCGCUGGUUUGAUAAAACAAUUCAGUUUAUAGUUGGCGCUGACGGUAUAACAGGACUUACCUAUGAGCAUUCUCCUGCUGAAGGACAACCAAUCGCGAUUUUAACGGAUUAUAUAAUCAAUUACAUAGAUAAAAAUACUGUGUCUGAAGAGUCAUCAUCAUCUCCAAUAGAGCCCGUGCAACUGAAGUUUACUGUAACAAGUGAAGUUUCCCGAAUGAUUGAUGAGGCCAAAUACAAUUUGGACAAGCUGGUAGGAGACCUCGAGUUAAACUGUUUUCAAUUUGGUCAAUACGGAAAGAACUUUAUCAAGUCGCAGAAACUUAGUCCAGACAGUUAUCUUCAAAUGGCGAUGCAAUAUGCAUUCUACAGAUUGCAUAAGACGCCCGGUGCCCACUAUGAAUCAGCGGCGACUCGGAUGUACGUCGGCGGACGUACAGAAACCAUUCGCUCAUGCUCAGUAGAAUCCAUCGAGUUCGCCAAAACUAUGUUACAAGAAAAAGCCACGGCCAAGGAAAAACUAAAUGCUUUAAAGAAAGCUGUCAGCGCGCACAAAGACUACACUGUCAUGGCCCUACAAGGCUUUGGAGUUGAUAGACAUCUACUGGGCCUCAAACUCAUCGCUGUGGAAAAUGGAUUUGAAGUACCGAAACUCUAUUCUGAUCCCGCCUACACAAGAAGUGCGCACAUGAGAAUAUCUACGAGUCAGGUGGCGUGCAAGUGUGACGGUUUUAUGUGUUACGGGCCACUCGUGGACAACGGUUACGCGACGUGCUACAACCCGAGGAACGAUGACGUCAACUUUGCGACAGCGGCCUUCCGUGCUCACCCCGACACUUCCUGUGAAGCCUACCGCCAAGCUCUUGAAAGUUCCCUGCGAGACAUGCACGAUCUUUUACUUCAAAACACACAAUCCAAGCUCUAA